CAGCGAAGCCUCCAUAACACAAGUAAGCUAUGUCAUCCGUCAUGGAAAAGUUGGAUAAACUGAAAAAAUGUGGUGACGGUGAAAUUCAGAAAAUGAGCAACAUACCCAAAAACGAAAAGUUCGAAGUGCUGGACAUUCAGAAAAUUGACACUAUGUAUGGCGAGGCCGUAUACGUGGAGCUCCGCAUGGAAAACGACAAGCCAGUGAAAGUGUAUCUACCUGGACGCUUCAAAAAAUUGUCGGAGGAAGAGCUAGAGGAAAUGCGACUGCUUCCAAAUCUCAAAAUGGAGAAGAAAGAACGGUUUACCAAAGAUGGUAAAAAAGUCAUUUCGCCAGAUAUUAUCUUCACCAAUUCGAAGAGAAAGUGAUGAGAUAUGGUGACAUGUAGAACCUUCUAUCACUCAAGUGACUGCUGAAAUAGCACAAAAUUUGGAAAACCUCGAAGUAGAAGGUUCAGGUUUUUUUCUCUUUCGCAUUCAUGCCUGUAUCAUGAACAUUGGACGUUUGAUGCCUCAACUGAUUGGAUGUGCCCAGUUUGAGUUACCGCAAGAAUUGAAGCAUAAGUUUCGUUCUCUGUUGUGUGUGGACUUUGGUUUGCAUGAAGAUGAGCAGAACAUGUGUUUUGCCUUCUCUGUAAUAGCUGCACUGCAUCCUGCUACUGGUUAUCGCAGGCGUAGGGCAUCUUCGUACAGACCAUAUAUUUCUGAGUAUGUUUUUCCGAAAACAUUCCCGGUAGCUUUCCCAAAAGAGGUUGAAGCAUUCGAAAAAAAUAAUGGUAUCAGUAUCAAUGUGUACGCCUACGAAAGGGAAGACAAAUCUCUGUACCCCAUCAAGGUUGUCGAUGACGAGCGUGAGAAACAUGUGGAUCUGUUGCUAAUCGACUCUCAUUUUCUGCUUAUCACAAAUUUUAAUGGAUUAUUUCAACCUAGCGGACGGUUUCAUUGCAAGAGGUGUAUGAUGGGCUUCUCAUCAGACAGAAUCCUCAGUGAUCAUUUAAAGAUGUGUUUGCAUCAGAAGGUUGCUAAGACAAUUUACCCUAAGAAGGGAGAGACGGUAGCAUUUGCCGGGGAACAUCUCAUGUCGGAAGUCCCUUUCUACUGUGUAUAUGAUUUUGAAAGUGUUUUGUCACCUUGUUUGGAGGAAACAAACGUGUAUGAGGAUCACUGUCCUUCCUCAUUUUGCCUUUUGGUUAUACGUGCAUCCGACUCACACGUGUUGCAAAAGCAUCUUUUCCGUGGUCCUAAUUGUGUCACAGUAUUUAUGGAGCUGCUGCGGAAAUUGCAUGACGAAAUUUUAGGAUGGAUACAUGCUUUUGCACCUCUAGAAAUGACUGAAGAGAAUGAGCGUCAACAUACAGCAGCCACUCAUUGUAAUAUCUGCAAAGAAUCCUUUGCUAAAAGACAAAAAGUUCGAGACCAUGACCAUGUAAGCGGAGAAUUUCGACAAACACUAUGUCAGACGUGUAACCUGAAACUGAGAGUGCCACCCAAGAUUCCAAUCAUUGCACAUAAUGCUAACUAUGACAUGAGUUUUCUCCUGUCUCAUUUACAUCUGCUUAAGAAGUCAGACAUCAACGUGAUUGCCACCAGCUGUCAAAAAUUUAAAGCAAUUGACAUCGGCUCUUAUCGAUUCUUGGACAGUUUGAGUUUUCUGAACGCAAGCCUUGAAACACUGGUGAAAAAUCUACGUGAUAAAGGUGAAUCCAACUUUCAAUGCCUUCGCCAGUUUUUUCCAAAUGAGGAACACUUUCAGCUGGUUGUUCGUAAGGGGGUCUUCUGUUAUAACUUUGUCACCAGUUUUGAAGCCUAUGAUGAGCCUUCGCUACCACCUCGAGAUAAGUUCUUUAACAUUUUGAAUGGAACCGAAGUAAGUGAACAAGACUACAACCACGCGCAGAAUGUGUAUGAAAAAUUUCGGCUCAAGAGUCUUGGAGAGUAUUCGGACUUAUACCUUCUGACAGACACACUGCUUUUAGCAGAUGUGUUUCAGAACUUUCGAAAGUGGACACUCGAUGUGCACAAGAUUGAACCGUUUCAUUUUGUAUCCCUUCCAGGAUUAAGCAUGUCUUGUGCACUAAAAAUGAGUCAGGUAGAACUAGAACUAAUUAACGACCCCAACGCGUACCUGCUCAUCGAGAAUGGCUUACGAGGAGGUGUCACACAGUGCUCCCUGAGAAAAGCAACUGCGAAUGUGCCAGGAACAGAACAGUUUGAUCCCGAAAAAGAAAAAAAAAUAAUUAACUACAUUGAUGUAAAUGGCCUGUAUGGAGCAGUCAUGAGAGAACCAUUGCCUUACGGAGGAUUUGAGUGGCUCACUGAGGAGGAAAUUGUUAACUUGGAUAUAGCUCAGAUACGAGAUGAUAGCCCUGUGGGUACUUUCUUGAGGUAG
Molecule: messenger RNA, 2388 nt
Organism: Ornithodoros turicata
Lineage: Eukaryota; Metazoa; Arthropoda; Arachnida; Ixodida; Argasidae
Exons: 2
Coding region: 490-2388 (632 amino acids)
Biological process (GO): DNA replication
Molecular function (GO): DNA-directed DNA polymerase activity; nucleotide binding; DNA binding
Source: RefSeq, a predicted model, not a curated record